AUGUCAAACGAACUUAUUCUUUGUGUCUGGGAUCAUUUAUCAUCUGCCGAUGUCAUUUACAGUUUCUCAAAUCUCAAUACUCGUAUUGAUUCAUUGUUGUUAGAAUUUCAUGGACUUUACAAAGAAUUGGACUUACGUUAUUGUUCACUUUCAGCCUGUCGGUUCUUAUGUCGUCAAGUACCAACGAUGAUUGAAUGGCGUCUUGGUCUUAUUGUUCUCAAAUUAGGCAAUCGUUAUCGAUCUUGUCAAAUAGACUUAUUCGGAUACGAAGUAGCAAAAUCAAUCGUCAUAGAUCAUUUGUUAAGAGAAGGAAAAUCAUGUCAAGAUAUAUCAAACGAUAUGUUUCGUGUGUUAAUGACAUGUCGCAAGCAUGUACAACCGAUAUUUCCUCAAUUGACUUCUUUCAUUGUUUUUCAAACGACAUCUAUUAGUGAAGAAUGCAGAGAUGCACUGUUAUAUAGUGUAGCUGGUGGAUCAGCAGUACGUACAUUUACUUGGAAUGCUUGUUCUGAUCAAACUCAUCAUUCAAGAGUAUUCUUUGAUUGGUUAUUUCAAUAUUCAGUUGAUCUUGUUAGUUAUCAACUACGAACUCCACCAUGUGAAAAUGGAUUUGAACUCACGUACGAACAUACAACAAUUCAUAAUUAUGUUCCACAUCGUUCUCUCGUUCAUCUUACUAUCAAUAUUCUCAAUCUAACUACACUUUAUGUAUUACUUCAUUAUCUUCCUCAACUUGAAUAUUUAGGACAAUUAAUUAAGCUAUCAAGUCGACAGAUACUAUCAGAUUUUAUUGAAACUUUUCGUACAUCUUUUUGGCUCGAUGGACCUUUAGGUUCGAUACGAGUAUGCAUUGAUUAUCAUGAAGUAUUUGGUUUCAUACAAAUGUUUUCGCUUCCAUAUACAUUUUCUGAUACUACUCUCUUUCUUACAAUCGAUUUAAUUGGUGUAUUAUUCAAUACUAGAGAAGAAAAAAUAGAAACAUCGGACGGUCUAUCUGUAGCACUUGGACCUCUCUGGUACGAAAUGAGAUGGUUAUUAAUCUCGUUGGUUAAAAAUCAAAAAAUACCAAUGUCAUUUCUUCGUGCUCUUCAAUAUUGCAAGCGACAAGGUAAAGUGUUGGUUCUAUCACAAGAAAGAGGAAUAAUGUCAAAUAACAUAGAAGAUUAUGUGCAACUGACACAUUUCACCAAGCUACAACUCAAUGGUUGGAUUGAUGCUAGUCGUACUUAUGAUCUUGAACGACUAAUUGACUGGCUUCGUUUACUACCAAAUAUAACAUGUCUUUAUAUUGAUUCAACUGAAUUGAAAUAUUGGUUUACUAACAAUUGUACUCAUCCCUAUCUUGAUACUUUUCUCCAACGUCUUGAUCGAUUGUAUGUUGAUUGUUCGUCAAUUAUGAACAUAAAUCUAAAUGAAGAAUUUCUAAUGCCAUUUCUUUCUUUCGUUAUUGAUAAACGUCGUUUUCCUCGAUUAGUAUGUUUACGUUUAAUAGAAUGUAAGCACAUUUCUUCAGCAUGGUCCAACAUUAACAAAUGGAUCGAUUUCAUUCUUAUUCAUAUCAAUGAACAUCAAUUGAAAUGUUUGCGUUUCGAUUUUAUUGAAAAAGAACACCAACUACCUGAUAUACAGCCACAUGAUGAAAUAAUUACAAUCAUUGAACCUUCUUAUGUUGUUAAUAUUCAUCGAUUGGUUUUGGAGAAUUAUGUCUCAUUUUGGAUAGAACGAAAACAAAAAUAA
This is a messenger RNA of Rotaria sp. Silwood2, 1737 nucleotides long. The record is from the annotation of a GenBank genome assembly. Lineage: Eukaryota; Metazoa; Rotifera; Eurotatoria; Philodinida; Philodinidae.